GUCUCUUCCCCAGCCUAUGGGAACUCCAUACCCGAACCCCAUAAAUCCGACCCAAACCCGAAUCGGGUGGAUAGGUAUCGGCGUUAUGGGUGCUGCUAUGGCCUCUCGCCUUCUCUCCGCCGGCUACUCCGUCACUAUCUACGCUCGCAACCCAUCCAAGGCUCUGCCUCUGCAAUCCCAAGGUGCCCAUGUUGCGGAUUCUCCGGCUGAAGUCGCUCGAUCCUGUGACGUCGUAUUCACCAUGGUAGGUCACCCAUCAGAUGUUCGAUCAGUCGUCCUAGAAGAUCCUAACUCAGUUCUCUCGGGCCUAACCCCUAACUCCGUCACCGUUGACAUGACUAGCAGCCACCCUGAUCUCGCCAGAGAGAUUUUCACCUCAGCGCGCGAGAGAAAUUGUUGGUCUGUGGACGCACCAGUCUCUGGAGGCGACAUUGGUGCGAGAGAUGGGAAAUUAGCUAUAUUUGCUGGUGGUGAACAAGCUGUGGUGAAGUGGUUAGAACCCUUAUUUCAGAUUCUAGGGAAGGCAACGUACGUGGGUCAAGCAGGGUGUGGACAGAGCUGCAAAAUAGGGAAUCAGAUUACAAUUGGGGCGAAUCUGAUUGGUUUGAGCGAAGGUUUGGUGUUUGCAGAACGAGCAGGGUUGAAUGUGAAGCAGUUUGUGGAAGCAAUCAGAGGUGGAUCUGCUUGUACCAAGGCGUUGGAGUUAUUUGGAGAGAGAAUGAUUGAGAAGGAUUUUAGGCCUGGUGGGUUUGCUGAGUAUAUGGUGAAGGAUUUGGGAAUGGGGGUGGAUAUAGUAGAGAAGAGUGAGGAUGAUAAGGUUGUGGUGUUGCCUGAAGCUUCACUUUGCAAGCAACUGUACUCUAGUAUGGUAGCUAAUGGAGAUGGAAAGCUUGGGGGUCAAGGUCUUAUCACUGUCAUUCAGAGAAUCAAUGGGCUAUGAGUUUCUUAUUCCCCAUUACUUUGAACGGUGGAUAUCAGCAUCUUGCAGGUUAAGUUAUUCUAACUUGUAUUGUUGUAUUUUUGCAAUAAGAACUUAACAUUGUGUGGUCGGUUAAGAAUUUCAUAUUAGGUCAUACGUUUGGAUGUGUCUUGCAAAUUUGCUUGGCCUAAGCAGCUGGAGUAUGAGCUCUUACACGAAAAGCAUGAAUCUUGUAUCUUUGGCUUCCCAUUCUUGUUUGAAAACUGCAAGAGGAGCGUCAUCCAAGAUUCAUUUUAUUGGACAAGUCUUGAGCCUUGAGAGGCGUUGAGGAAAAUAGAUGCAUUUUGAUCAUCUGGUAAAUAUAGUAAAUCGUUGUGGCUACAACAGUGCCUGAGGUUUCAUUUAGCUUAUGCUGGAUCUAUGACUCUGAACAUGCCCAAAGUGUUUUAUUGCAAGAACAUUUUUAUUUGGAGACAACCAGAGAGAUCAAAAUGGCAGCAGGGUAUAAGCUUUACUGUAAUAAAAUGCCAACACCAAAUGUAAAACGAAACAAGAUGUUAAGAAUAUGAAUAUAUGAUGUGGUAUCCUGCGAAA
This is a messenger RNA of Neltuma alba, 1513 nucleotides long. Its product is annotated as probable 3-hydroxyisobutyrate dehydrogenase-like 3, mitochondrial. Bases 17 to 940 code for a protein of 307 amino acids. Gene Ontology annotation, molecular function: oxidoreductase activity; NADP binding; NAD binding. The record is from RefSeq and is a predicted model, not a curated record. Lineage: Eukaryota; Viridiplantae; Streptophyta; Magnoliopsida; Fabales; Fabaceae. The transcript has a single exon.